Messenger RNA from Ailuropoda melanoleuca (giant panda), 2002 nucleotides. RefSeq names its product lysosomal protein transmembrane 4 beta (gene LAPTM4B). The coding region runs from base 229 to 909 and encodes 226 amino acids. Gene Ontology annotation, cellular component: lysosomal membrane. NCBI's taxonomy places the organism in Eukaryota, Metazoa, Chordata, Mammalia, Carnivora, Ursidae. The record is from RefSeq and is a predicted model, not a curated record. The transcript has 7 exons.
CUCCUCCUCCUCCUGCCGCCUUCUGAGCGCAGGGUCCGGCCCCUGUAGCUGCUCGGAGCUCUCGGCUGAGGCGCGGAGCCGGGGCCGCUAGCGACCGGGUGAGCGGGCGAGCGGGACCGGCAGCGGCUGGAGAGCCGGCAGCAGCCCCGCAAGGAGCCCCGAGCGACGCGACCGACGCUCCUGCAAACUUGGGCGCGCACUCGCGCCACGGCGCCCGCGGCCCGAGCGAUGAAGAUGGUCGCGCCCUGGACGCGGUUCUACUCCAACAGCUGCUGCCUGUGCUGCCAUGUCCGCACCGGCACCAUCCUGCUCGGCGUCUGGUACCUGAUCAUCAACGCUGUGGUGCUGCUGAUUCUGUUGAGCGCCCUGGCUGACCCAGACCAGUACCACUUUUCAAGUUCUGAGCUAGGAGGCGACUUCGAGUUCAUGGAUGAUGCCAACAUGUGCAUUGCGAUUGCAAUUUCUCUUCUCAUGAUCCUGAUAUGUGCCAUGGCCACUUACGGAGCGUACAAGCAACGCGCUGCCUGGAUCAUCCCGUUCUUCUGUUACCAGAUCUUUGAUUUCGCCCUCAACACCUUGGUUGCUGUCACUGUGCUUGUUUAUCCAAACUCCAUUCAGGAGUACAUACGACAGCUGCCUCCUAAUUUUCCCUACAGAGAAGAUAUUAUGUCUGUGAAUCCUACGUGUUUGGUCCUUAUUAUUCUUCUGUUUAUCAGCAUUAUUUUGACUUUCAAGGGUUACUUGAUUAGCUGUGUGUGGAACUGCUACCGAUACAUCAAUGGCAGGAACUCCUCUGAUGUCCUGGUUUACGUUACCAGCAAUGACACUACGGUGCUGUUACCCCCGUACGAUGAUGCCGCUGUGAACGGCACUGCCAAGGAGCCGCCGCCCCCUUACGUGUCUGCCUGAGCCUGCGAGUGGGGUGGAACUGAGAACAGCAGCUUGAUUGCCAGACGUCAGAGCAAUAGUCUUUCUUUUCACUUCUGGGAUGAGCUCUUGGAGCUUGUUUGUUGAUGAAAUCCUCCAGUUUUCAAAUGUAGAUGUUAAGUUGAAACCCUCUUUAGUUUUAAGCAUACGCUUGAGCACGGUGAUAGACUCUGUAGAAUUCCCUGUGUGUGGGGGUGGGGCGCAGUGGGCUUCCCUUGUCUUCCCUGGGGUCCCCUAGGCAUUGUAACUUCCCAGCCAUUUGGAGGAGCCUGGCAUCAGAGAAGUCUGGUUUUGUCCCUGCUGGGCCUCAGUCAGGGAGUUAAUCACACUUUGUCUCUCUGUUCCUUCUUGCCUCUUUUGAAAGUAUAAAAUAAAAUCAAAAUUAGACACUGCUUUUCUUAAGCCAUUCCAGUGUUUGAACAAACCCUUCAAACCGUACAGAACAGGAAUGUCAGUUGUGUGGUCAUUGCUCUAAUGAGGGAAACAGGAGUCCAUAUCUAUAUAAAUAAAACAAGAAUUUCCUUAAGAUUCCUUAUGACUUAAAUUCAAUGACAGUUUGUAUUUGCUCUUCAAGGAUUUUGUCCAUGGGCGAAAUUGAGACCCUUCAGCAAUCCCAGGCAGUGACUGUGACCGCUCUCCAACGGCUGCUCUUGGAUGUCCCGUGUCUGGGGUCAUGGAGUGGGGGGGCCUCACGUGUGUUACAGGGAUGGCAAGGAUGCGUUUAGUACCACAUGGUAUCUGGUGCUCCCUUCCUCCCGGUUUCCCAUGCCCACACAGGACGCUUUUCACUAAGGAUUUGCCUAACAGUGUGAGAAAAGGUUUUCUUCUUCUCUGCCUGCAAGGUACAUCCUACUAUGUUGAAAUUCCGAGUAUGCCCAGUCAUCUGUUCAAAAAUAAAAUGGUCUUCAGGAAAACGAGGUGGAGUGCUUUUCUUGUGGAAUGCUCUUAUCUCGACUCCCUGAACUUCAAGGAACUUUUACAUAUUCAUGUGUUCAGAAGUCACAGCUCCCCUGUUUGUGCAUUCUUGAGUGUGCUGUAAAUGGAGGCUUUGCAAUUAAAGUGAGAUUUGCCCACA